CCUAGGAACUACAUUAUCCAGCACUCCAACCCUGUGUUGCAUGGACGAAAGGUGUCUAUAUUGUUAAGUGCAAACGUUUGCGUGUGUAAAGUCGUCAAAAUUGAACGAAUACAUCUCCGAACCCGGAGAAAAGCUUCUAAAGCUCUCCAAAAUAUAGAGAUGGUGAUGGCGAAUAGAAAUUCGGAGGAUUUUCGCAAUGGUCGUCGAUCGCGAGGUGCAAGCCCUCAUUCUGACGAUAGCAGCGGAGACGAUUCUGACCAUGAAAAUGGAAUGCGGAUUGGAGAGGAAUACCAAGCUGUUGUGCCGGAUAUGUGUCCAGAGAUGCGAACAGAGUCUAGAGUGGAAGCCAUGUUGGUGUGGGCCCCUACUGGAGACUUGCCUGAAAUUAAAGUUGAUGAAUACAUCAACAUUGCCAAAGAGAAGCAUGGCUACAACACAGAACAGGCCCUAGGCAUGUUGUUCUGGCACAAACACAAUGUUGAGAGAGCUCUGUCCGAUCUGGCAAACUUCACUCCCUUUCCUGAUGAAUGGACAGUAGAAGACAAAGUACUUUUUGAGCAAGCAUUUAGUUUCCAUGGGAAAAGUUUUCAUCGGAUAAGGCAAAUGCUACCUGACAAGUCUAUAGCCAGUCUGGUGAAAUAUUAUUACUCAUGGAAGAAGACACGGUCACGGACCAGUCUGAUGGAUCGCCAGGCAAAGAAGCUAGCCAGUCAGAGGGAUGGGGACAGUGAUGCAUCUGAUGAAGGCAGUAAGAGUGACAGCGAGACAGAUAACAAGGAGAACGGGAAAGUGGAGAAGGAUCACUGUGGGAACUGCAAGCUGAAGACCUCCCAGCUGCACGUGACACCCAAGGGCUCGCUGUGUAACAUUUGCUAUCAGUAUUGGAGACGAUCUGGUGUGAUGAGGCCGCAAGGUUUAAAACGUCAUGAAAGUCAACACACAGGCCGGGCACAUCCACUGAAACACAAGCGGAAGCCCCCCCGAGGGAUGCAUUUGACGUAUGAUGAUCUGAUGUCGAUGGUCAACGGACCAGCACCCCAGGCAGAGGCUGUCCUCAAGUCACUAGAUUCGGAGCUUGUCGCACUCAAACGACAGGUAACAAUCGUACAAAACAACAAACAGAUGUUAAGUUUACAAAAGCACAAACUGUCUGAUGGAAUAGACAAGUUCAAGUCUCAAGAGCUCAAUCAGAAGAUCAAUGCAAGAUGGACAAAUGAGGAAUUACUACUUGCUGUGCAAGGAGUGCGGAAGUAUGGCAAGGACUUCAAAGCAAUAGCUGAAGUAAUUGGGAACAAAUUAGAAGCUCAUGUUCGUAGUUUCUUCGUGAAUUUCCGGAGGCGCUACAACCUGGAUGAAGUAUUGGCAGAGUAUGAAGCUGAGCAUGGCAUGGAGAGCACCACCAACAUAGAAGAAGAGGAGAAAGAAACAGAGAAGAUGGAUGUGGAUAAGCCAGUAGAAGCUACCCAAUCAAAUGGUGGAGCUGUGAACAACACCGCCUCAUCUGGAGCCCCGCCCCCACUCCUGAAGCAGCCCCCACCCGCAGCAGUUCCUGCAGUCAACAACCGCAGCUCCCCCCAGUCACAGACUCACAGGUUACUUCCUCAGAAGACGACCAUAUUACAACAGCCCCCUCCACUGAUCCGCCCUGCCUCCAGCAAGCCAAGCAUCAUGACACCAUCUUCCGGAUCCACCCGAGAUUGAGCUUCAUCCUCAUGUCAUAACAGAACAUUUCUAGCUCACAAGGCCUGGCUUAACUGAAUUCUGUGCAUUAUGUAUCGUCCAUCACAUGAUCUGUAUCACAUCACAGCUCAAUCAAGUGUCCUGAAAUUUGACUGGAUGUUCUUUGGCAUGGAAACGGUUCAAACGUACCCAGCAACUCUAGUUCCAGAGGCUGCCUUAAAAACCCAACAGCCUUUUUGGAGUUACCAGCCUGUUUUGACAUUUAAGUGGACAUACUGAAGUCAGGCUGGCCUUCUGGGCCUCAAUUCAUCAAUAGAAGUAGCAAUCGCCAUGAAAAGUUGUAAUGGAUUUGCCAACAAUGCAGAUACUCCUACAACAUGUACAACAUGGACUGUACAGUACUGUACAUACCAAAGUGACAUCUUCUGGUGUGUAAGCCUGUGGUACAGAUGGUGGUAUUCACUACUUAACUGUACAAUGAUAUUGUGAUGUGAGCAAGUCUCUCACCAACUUGAUGGUGAGGUUCCACAUUCCUAGUCUUAUAGAUAUAUCUUCUCCUUGAGCUAUCAAACAAUGUUUCUUGUCAAUGGUGGUGUUUUGAUUACAUAACCUGGUUACUGGUUACCACAUUUUUCAUCAUUUUGUUUGCAGGUCAGUUUUUAUAUUUGUAGUAAUAAGUUACUAAUGAACUCAUGUCUCCUUCAGCUGAUGGCUUUGUGUACGUCAUAUUUAGAGAUGGUAUAAUUCAUAGCAUGUGUAAAAUUGAAAAUUACCUGGUUAAAUUCUUUUUCUCAUUCUUUUAGGUUAUGUUGUACCUUUGUGUGAAAAUCCGACCGACUGAUAAAUGCUUUUUGUAAAUGGUAUGUAAAUAUUUGGAAACACUUACAAGUUUACUACUUAAGGUCUACAAACAAAUGCAUAUGUAUGCUGUGAAGUUGAACUUGAAGUAACACUUUGCUACAGUAAUUUUUUUCAUGAACAUGCUAGUAAUCGGGUACUUAAGUCAAGAAGUACAACAUAUUUUGCUCAAGAUUUAGUCAAAUCACCUUAGAAACCUGGCUGUUAUGUAUCAUCAGUCAUUUCCUGGAGUGGUGAGGUAGCCAGGCGGUAAAGGAGUUGCUUAUCACACAAAAAAACAGGUUCCCCACGUUGGUAUAUUAUGGGAAUCCAUUCAGUGGUGUGAUAUUGCUGUACCAUUACUAAAAAAAACUGUCUACUGUCAUUCUUCAUCAUGUUCCAUGUUCUCCUGCACGAGGAUGAUAUAGUGUUGUAUGCUGCAGUUCACUUGCUGUAAUGUCCUGCCUAGCAGUGUAAUGUAUGCCUGUGUUGAAUGUAAAGGGUAAAACUCCCAAUCACCUCUCAUCUCAUGUCACUUGUCAUCAUUGUAUAUAUGGAACGAUUUAAGUUAUUGAAACUCCAGAUUAAGCAUUGAAGAUGUUGAAUAUUAAUUUUCUAACAUGUUUAGUUGGUAGUGAAUGAAGUUUUUGCAUUUUAUACCAUUGAACUUUUCUUCUUUUUUUUUUGAAGUGAUCUUUUGUAAUACAAAUAUUUGAGUUAAUAAGGACUGUUGAUGUCAGUCGGAGAUACUUGAGUUGUUUCAAAACAUCAAAAUUGUCAUGCAAUAAAAUUUGUGUAUAAAAAAUCU
Messenger RNA from Haliotis rufescens (red abalone), 3325 nucleotides. RefSeq names its product REST corepressor 1-like. Gene Ontology annotation, cellular component: histone deacetylase complex; transcription regulator complex. Gene Ontology annotation, molecular function: transcription corepressor activity. Gene Ontology annotation, biological process: regulation of transcription by RNA polymerase II; negative regulation of DNA-templated transcription. The coding region runs from base 160 to 1701 and encodes 513 amino acids. The transcript is spliced from 14 exons. NCBI's taxonomy places the organism in Eukaryota, Metazoa, Mollusca, Gastropoda, Lepetellida, Haliotidae. The record is from RefSeq and is a predicted model, not a curated record.